Molecule: messenger RNA, 1510 nt
Organism: Helicoverpa armigera (cotton bollworm)
Lineage: Eukaryota; Metazoa; Arthropoda; Insecta; Lepidoptera; Noctuidae
Product: retinoid-inducible serine carboxypeptidase
Exons: 9
Coding region: 107-1438 (443 amino acids)
Biological process (GO): proteolysis
Molecular function (GO): serine-type carboxypeptidase activity
Source: RefSeq, a predicted model, not a curated record
AUAAAUUAGUAGCUCAUACACCGAAUAUGCCUAGGAUAGAUAAGCUGUAUCACUAAUUGAUAAAAUAUUGGUCCACUUUCAGUACUGUAUUUACUUGGUUAUCAGAAUGUGGUUUUACACUAUUUUUAUUCUAAUCUUUUCAAGCCAAUAUGUUGUCGGCCAAUUUGGAUCGUUCAAACAAGACUUUGGAUAUGUGACUGUAAGAGAAGGCGCCCAUAUGUUCUACUGGUUGUUUUACACCACUGCUGAUGUACCAAAUUACACCGAUAGACCCCUAGUCGUAUGGCUACAAGGGGGCCCAGGCGGGUCCUCUACGGGCAUAGGUAAUUUCGAAAUAUUAGGUCCAUUGGACCUAUCGUUGCAGGAAAGAAAUUAUACUUGGGUCAAAAACUUCAAUGUUCUCUUUGUUGACAAUCCUGUAGGCACUGGUUUUAGUUAUGUCGAUGACUUUCAACAUCUAACUACUACUAACGAUGAAAUAGCUCUAGACUUUGUGAACCUUAUGCGUGGAUUCUACAACGAUCAACCGGAAUUCCGAGGAGUACCACUUUAUAUUUACGGCCAAUCGUACGGAGGAAAAAUGGCGAUUGAUAUGGGCAUACGUAUGCAUGAGGCGGAGCAAGCUGGUACGAUUGGUUCUAACUUGAAGGGAAUUGCGAUGGGCAAUGCGUGGAUAUCCCCAGUAGACGCUACUCUCACAUGGGGCCCUCUGCUUCUAGCAGCUGGUCUUGUCGACCAAGACGGGCAUGAUGAAAUUCAGACUCAAGCCAGGGAGGCUGAGCGUCUGUUCAAUGAAGGAUUAUACGUACAAUCUACUGCGCAAUGGGCAGCAACACAACAAGCAGUAUUUAGGGGCACCACCAGUGUAGAUUUUUAUAAUAUACUCACAAAAAUGCCUGUUUCUAAUUCUAUACCAGAUACAAGUGAUGGAGCUUAUGAAUUCGCAAAGAAUAUGAUGAUCCGAAAUGGUAUUUCGGAACCUUCCUCGGAGACAAGACAAGAAGAGUACAAUCUCAGUGUUUUAAUGAACACUUUAGUUAAAGAAGCAUUAAAUAUCCCAGAGCAUGUGAUCUGGGGCAGGCAAUCUGGUGCAGUCUUCGAUUAUUUAAGAGGAGACUUUAUGAAACCUGUUACCGCUGGGAUUGAGAAGUUGCUGACCGAAACGGAUAUUAUUUUGACGAAAUAUAAUGGAAAUCUUGACUUGAUUUGCGAUACUCCAGGGCAAAUACUUUGGGUAGAUCGCCUUCAAUGGCCUGGGGCUGAGGGCUACAAGAAUGCACCACGUCUGCCUAUUUGGGAAAACGAUAAGCUGGAAGGUUACUACAAGUCUUACGGAAACUUUAGAUUCUUCUGGAUAAAUGUCGCUGGUCACAGUGUACCGAGAGAUAAUCCAGCUGGAACCAACGCGUUCCUUCGCGACAUGACCUCGUUUGGAUAAGGACUAUACAAUGUAAAUUAAUGAAUUUCUAAAUAAGUUUGUAAAAAAUAAUAUACUUAUUCUCAUAAUAAA